Messenger RNA from Ectocarpus siliculosus, 2299 nucleotides. NCBI's taxonomy places the organism in Eukaryota, Phaeophyceae, Ectocarpales, Ectocarpaceae. The record is from the annotation of a GenBank genome assembly.
AUGGCGACAGUGGACGAGGAAGAGGCGAUUCGGGCUGCUGCUCUUGCCAAUGUGGUGACAGGCACGCCGCAGGUGUUGGUGGCUGACGGCCUCACCAACACCUUCGACGGUGCCCGAUUCCAGUUCGAGGACUUGCAGCUCACGGUUUGCCGGGGGCAGAAGCUGGGUCUGGUGGGGAUCAAUGGCUGCGGGAAGUCGACGCUUCUCAAGGUGCUGGGAAAGAAGGAGAGUUGUGACUCCGGCACGAUCGAGUCUCCCAAGGCAACUGUCGUGACGUACGUGGAGCAAGACCCCGAGUUUCCGACGGGGUCCACCGUCAAGGAUGCCGUUUACGGGGCGGACAACCCUCUCAUGCGCGCCGUGCGGGCCUAUCAGCUGGCGACGGAGGCGAUCGAGGGCGCGGGCGCGGACCCCGACGCGCUAGAGAAAGCCAUGGACCGGUUCGAGAAGGCGACGGCAACCAUGGACAGAGUCGGGGGGUGGGACGUAGAGACGUACGCUCAGCAGGUCAUGUCUCGGUUGGGCGUGAUGUCCCUGGAGGGCUCGCAGGUGGUCAACCUGUCGGGGGGGCAGCGCAAGAGGGUCGCCCUGGCGGCAGCCCUGGUACAGAAGCCUGACGUGCUUCUUCUCGACGAGCCAACGAACCAUUUGGAUGUGGAAGCGAUCGAGUGGUUGGAAAAGCUGUUGGCGGAGCGUUCCUUGACCUUCGUGUGCGUGACGCACGACCGCUAUUUCUUGGAGAACGUUUGCCAAGAGAUCAUCGAACUCGACACCGCCAAGCUGUACAGGUACCCCGGAAGCUACGAGCGCUUCCUGGAGCUCAAGGAAGAGAGGAUGAACGCCGAGGGGGCGGCGCGGGACAGAGCCCGGAACAAGCUGCGCGGGGAGCUGGCGUGGAUGCGAAAGCAGCCCAAGGCGCGGCAGGCAAAGAGCAAGGCCCGAGAGGAGAGGUUCUACGAGCUCAAGACUAAGGCGGCGGCGCCAGCCGGUGCGAGCGACAAGGGACUGACCCUCUCUUCGAAGACUCAGAGGCUUGGCAAGACGGUCGUCUACCUUAAGGGCGCGUCGCUCAAGUUCUCGGCCAAGAUCCUGGACAACUUCGCGUACGAGUUCGACAGGGGGGACCGCAUCGGGAUCGUCGGGGGGAACGGCGUCGGCAAGACGACGUUCUUGAAUGUCCUCAUGGGAAAGCAGCUACUCGACACCGGGGAGGUUGUGACGGGGGGCACCGUGAGGUACGGGUAUUACGAACAGGGGGGGCUGGUCGACAUGGACGACGACGUUCGGGUCAUGGAGCUGGUCGAAGACACGUGCGCGGGCGCGGAGGUGGGCGAGGACGAGGAGCCGGUUCCUCCACAGGUACAGGCACGGCGCCUGUUAAACUUGUUCCAGUUCCCGGCGGCGAGGUGGAACGACCGAGUCGGCCGGCUCAGCGGCGGCGAGAAGCGGCGGCUGCAGCUUCUCAAGGUCCUGGCGACGAACCCCAACUUCCUGGUGCUCGACGAGCCCACCAACGACCUGGACAUCCUGUCGCUCCAGAUCUUGGAGGACUUCCUGCUGAACGACUACAAGGGGUGCCUCGUCAUCGUGUCCCACGACAGGUUUUUCGUAGACAAGGUCGCUAAACACCUGUUCUUGUUCGAGGGGGACGGCGUCGUGCGCGAUUUCCAGGGCACCUUCACCGAGUACCUUGACUACCGACAAGACUUUAUGAAGCCUGGGGCCGGAGGCGUUGGGGGCUCCAAAGCCGCGGCGGUCAAGCUAGAGGCGGAAGAGGCGGCCCAAAACAAGGGGUCCUCGCAGGCGGUAGAUGCACCGACCCCAUCCACUCCCGCUCCGCGAAAGAAGGCCAAGAAGAUGUCAAACAAGCAGAGGUUUGAGUUCAGCAACUUGGAAAAGGACAUCGAGUCGCUGGGGGAGAGAGGGCGAGAGCUGGACGCGCUGCUAGCGGCGGAGGCGGAAAACCCUUCGGCAGGGUACGAUGAAAUCGCUGCAUGGAUGGAGGAGCAGGCGAGAAUAGAAGUCGAGACAGAGUCCAAGACCGAGCGAUGGCUGGAGCUCGCAGACCUGGAGUAGAUUGAUUGGACUUUGGCGAUGCAAGCGGUUUUGUGGUCCUCUUGAUGGACCCAUGGGGAAAGGAUGUUCACAAUGACAUCAAACGCAUUAGAACUCUUGAGCGCGAUUUUGACCCACGGUGUUGUAGCACUCGUUCGUUGUUCAAGGAUCAGGAGUCCUGUUCGUGAAGAAGGAGGCAAGUGGAAUGAUUUUGUUUUCCGUGUUCGAAUGAAAGCAUAGAAUG